AUGGCCAUGGAGCAUUUCCUCCUGGCUGCAGAAUACUGUACUCUUCUUGCACUAAGUACAUAUCACCAAUCAUUCCUCUUGUUACAUGCCGUUCACAUCUUGAAUCCAGUCUCCCUUGCAGAACCUGCAGCAUCGCAGAAUCAUCCUCAAAAAACGAAUGUCGUGAGCUCGGACAUGUUAUUACCCAUACACCUCGAAACUGCGGAGCUGUGA
Fusarium proliferatum ET1 is the source of this 213-nucleotide messenger RNA. RefSeq lists its product as uncharacterized. The coding region runs from base 1 to 213 and encodes 70 amino acids. The record is from RefSeq and is a predicted model, not a curated record. NCBI's taxonomy places the organism in Eukaryota, Fungi, Ascomycota, Sordariomycetes, Hypocreales, Nectriaceae. The transcript is spliced from 2 exons.